GGCACUUUCUCGCUGGUAUAAUAAUGAUACCCGACACGGAGACUGCGUGUUGCUUCUACCCCUCCCGCAUAUCCGAUCCAAAUACCCCCGGUGUCAGUUCGGAACCCUUCAGCUCUGGAGAAACAUGGCCGAGAACGAGAUAGCAGUUGACAACGCAAGGAAUACUUCAAUUGUGGUUGAUGACACUGUUUCUGAACUGGACUCAACCUUCAGUGAUUGUGGAAGUGACACUACCUCCCUGAGAUCUAGCAUCCUCAAAUAUCACUUUGAGAAUGGCCGUCGGUACCACUCCUUCCAGGAAGGAAGAUAUCCCCUCCCCAAUGAUGAAAAGGAACAAGACCACAUGGAUAUCCUGGGACACAUGUUUUCGCUCAUUCUUGAUGGGAAGUUAUUCUUGGCUCCCAUCGACGAGCACCCUCAGCGAAUUCUGGAUUUAGGAUGUGGGACAGGGUUGUGGGCGAUUGAAAUGGGUGAUCUGUAUCCCUCUGCACAGGUCAUUGGAAAUGACCUUAGUGCAAUCCAACCCACAAUGGUCCCCCCAAACGUCCAGUUUGAAAUUGACGACAUAGAAUGUGAUUGGACCUACAAGACUCCCUUUGACUUUAUCCAUGCUCGGUUCUUGGCCAUGUCCAUUCGCGAUUGGCCUAGACUGUUCCGGCAGACAUUUGAAAACCUUAAGCCGGGAGGUUAUGCUGAGUUCGUGGACUUUGACCUGUUGGUAUCCUCUGAUGAUGGCAGUCUGAAAGAAACACAUGACAUACGCAUCAACGCUGUCGAGGGGGUCCGGGCAGCAGAUAAAAUGGGCCAAACUGCCAGACCAGGGCCGAAGUUGAAGGAAUGGGCUGAAAGCACUGGGUUUGUGAAUAUAAAAGAGCAUGUGUUCAAAAUCCCAUACGGGCCUUGGGCAAAGGAUCCUCAAUUGAAAGAGAUUGGAGCCUGGAACCAGCUUCAGGCCUUGGAAGGCAUAGAAGGCUGGACCAUGGCGCUGUUCUGUUGAGUACUUGGGUGGUCACAAGAACAAGUGCAGGUGCAUCUUGCUCGGGCACGGAAGGAUUACCACAAUCCUAAUAUUCAUGCUUAUUUAACCCUAUAUCUUGUGUAUGGCCAGAAGCCGUAGCUGGAGAAAGACAAGAAGGAGACCAGCGAUGAGUGAACCAGUUUCUCCUAUAAAGAAAUGGAGUUGCUGUAGUCUGGCAUCGACGAUACUGGCACUGUCCCGGUCCAUUCGUAAUGGACCUUUUCAAAGGCCAACGCUCAAGCGCAGUUUUCCAACAGAAGUAUACGAAAUCAAUUCAUCAAUAUCAUUGCAUGCAGGCAUUAUUCAUUCAGACUCUAUCGAGAGCUCUUUUCCUUCGGUCUCUGGCCGUAUACGACAUACCUGGUUCCCAUUCAUGAUCUUCCGAUCCCGACUGUGAGAUUACCAGAACUACUUAGUUUUCUUUGCUCCCUGGGAGGAUCCGACCUGUCCG
This is a messenger RNA of Monascus purpureus, 1469 nucleotides long. The record is from the annotation of a GenBank genome assembly. Lineage: Eukaryota; Fungi; Ascomycota; Eurotiomycetes; Eurotiales; Aspergillaceae.